Tarenaya hassleriana is the source of this 3600-nucleotide messenger RNA. RefSeq lists its product as uncharacterized. Lineage: Eukaryota; Viridiplantae; Streptophyta; Magnoliopsida; Brassicales; Cleomaceae. The record is from RefSeq and is a predicted model, not a curated record. The transcript has 5 exons. The coding region runs from base 1 to 3600 and encodes 1199 amino acids.
AUGGUCACAGGGAUCGGAGAACCCUUAUACUUGGAUAGAGCUACAGUCAACAAGGAAAAUCUCAGUUUAGCUCGGGUCUACACGGAAGUACAGCUCCAUAAUCCCUUACCCACACGACUAGUUGUUCACCUUCCUGAUGGAGUAGAGCAUAUUAUCGAAGUCGCAUAUGAUUGGUUACUACCCACCUGUAGCUUCUGCAAAGAGCUUCCCCCGCCCAAUCCAAUCUGCAAAGUGUGCCAGCCAGUGGCUAGUCAGUCGUCGCUUGAUCGAAAGAUUGUCCAUCCACACUCGGCCAUGAGCCGUGAAAUACAGCAGGAUCAGAUACCCCAAUCCAUCGUUGUAGCUUCAGAGCAACCUACGGCAGAUCUUCCCCCUUCUCCUCCACAAGGCCAAGUAAUAGCCCCUAUGUUACAGAAUGGUUCGGAGCAGCUGGCUCAAGGAAACGAAGAGGUUGACACAUCUAAGAGUCCAGUUAAACCUCAGCAACUGGAUGUUAAUCCCACAACACUUGAAGAUCGGAAACAACCAUCUCCGGGUUUAGAGGCCAAAAGGGCUAGCCUAGGAAUCGUUCAGCCUAGCUACAAUAGUCAGCAGAAGAGCAGUUCAGGGCCAAGUGGUUCGAAACAGAAGGGUAAAGGCCGUGGUCAAAAGGCCGCGAGAGGAGGCCUAUUGGAAACACAUAUCCUCGCAGGGAACUCAGAAAGAAUUAAGGGUGCGUUACCAUCGUCAUGGCGAGCUAUAUGCAACUAUGAUGAAGAUCAACAAGGAAGAAUUUGGUUAGUCUGGGACCCUUCUCUCCUAGUCACCGUCUACACCAUGUCCAAGCAAGCAAUAACCUGUACUAUCUGCUCUCCGGAUUGCUCUCUGGCAAUCUCUGCCACAUUUGUGUAUGCUAGUAAUCAGUCUUCUGUUAGACAAGAACUCUGGCAAGAAAUCCGACAGCUAUCCGUCUACCCUCCUCUGGCUGCAUCUCCUUGGUUAAUUGUGGACGAUUUUAACCAACCGUUAUAUGCGACUGACCGAUCUGAUUGUGUUACCCCAGUCUCGCAGAGCCAGGGGAGGCAAGAGUUGGCUGACUGUAUUGAAUCUGUUUGUUUAGCAUACCUUCCAAGCUUCGGAAUGCGUUUUACUUGGUGCAAUAACCAAUCGGCUAACCCUCUAUCGGUGAAACUCGAUAGAGCCUUAUGCAAUGGCAUUUGGAUGGACCAGCAUAUGACCUCAUACGCCGAGUUUCUUCCCCAGGGACCUUCGGACCAUGCCCCUUGUAUUAUCAGAUUCCCAGACCUCCCGACAAAGGUACGGAGACCCUACAAAUUCCAGCACCAUCUCACGUUGGUUCCAGAAUUUCUGCAGGUUGUUAGUGACUGUUGGAAUACAUCUUUAUGGCAUGGGAAUGACCAAUUCAAGCUUUGUAAAGCAUUGAAAAUGAUCAAGGAGCCUCUCCGGCAAUUGAACAUGUGUCGAUUUAGUAACCUAUCAAAGCGAGUAGCUGCAGAGGAGGUCAAGCUUAAACUGGUUCAGGCCGAGCUGUUGCACUCUCCAGACUCGGAGAAGAUAUUGCUGGAGAAAUCAGUGGCAAAUGCAAGGAAUGCCCACAAUCAUAUCCAUUUCCUUGAGGACAAAGCGGGGAACCGUCUCACAGCAAUAGAGGAUAUCAAGAGCCAUGUCGUUGAAUAUUACAGCAAUCUGAUUGGCAAAACCGAUGACACAGUUGUUCCCCCUUCAACAUCAACUCUUCAAGACAUGCUGAGGUACUCUUGCUCUUCCAAUUUGCCUGAGUCACUAACCCGCUUCCCCUCUGCUGUGGAAAUUAAGCAGGUUUUGUUGUCAAUGUCGGACAACAAGGCACCGGGGCCAGACGGCUUUCCGAAGGAGUUCUUCCAAUCAACAUGGUCUAUUACCGGAGCUGACUUGAUCAGAUCAGUCUCUAGUUUCUUUGAAUCUGGGCAGUUGCUGGGACAAACCAAUGCCACAACAAUUGCAUUGAUACCAAAGAAGGCAGGAGCAUCGAAGCUAACGGAUUUCCGACCAAUUAGUUGCUGCAACACCGUUUAUAAGAUCAUCUCUACAUUGUUAGCAAAGCGACUUAAACCAAUAUUGCAGGAGAUCAUAGCACCUAACCAAACAGCAAUCUUAAAAGGACGACUGAUGAUGGAGAACAUCUUGCUGGCUACAGAAUUGAUCCGUGAAUACAACCGCAAAAACACUCCAGCUAGCGCUAUGGUAAAGAUUGACAUCAAGAAGGCCUUUGAUACCCUUUCAUGGGAGUUUUUGAUGCGAAUACUUCGGGCUAUGAAUCUACCGACUCGCUUUGUAAAUUGGAUCAAAGCUUGUGUCACAACUCCAAAGUUCUCGAUUGCCAUAAAUGGAGAGCUAGUCGGUUAUUUCAAAGGCAGAAGAGGGCUAAGACAAGGUGAUCCACUGUCACCUUACUUGUUUAUUCUAUCUAUGGAAGUGUUGUCUAGAAUGCUAGAUAAAGGAGCUGCGAGUGGUAGGUUCAGACUUCAUCCGAGGUGCUCCCAACCUACCAUAACACAUCUCUCUUUCGCCGACGAUGUGAAGAUCUUCAGCUCUGCCGACAAGACUUCCCUCCAGGAGGUCAUGAAUAUUCUGCAUGAUUUCAGUAAAUGUUCGGGGCUAGUAUUGAACCAGAGCAAAUCUGAAAUAUUUCUGGGUGGAGUAAGGGAAGAAGAGGCGAACACAUUAAUCGCAGCAAUAGGCAUCCGCAAGGGUUCAUUACCGGUCAAGUACCUAGGAGUGCCACUUAAUCCGUCUAAGCUACCGCGGGCUGAAUUUCAACCUUUGCUUGUGGACGGGUUAUGUGCGUCCUUCUUAUGGAAAGGCAAUCAAACUGCAACCGGGUCAUAUCGAGUCUCCUGGGAUACAAUAUGCUCGCCUAAGAAGGAAGGUGGUCUUGGGUUAAGGAAGCUUGCAGAUUAUACCACUGUCUUCAGGUUAAAACUUAUCUGGAUACUUUUCACUAAGUCUGGAUCCCUUUGGGCAGCUUGGACAAGGAGGAAUGUUUUCAAGGCAGGAUCUUUCUGGACAUGUAAGGUUAAUAAUAGAUGCUCUUGGAUUUUGAGAAAGUUGAUUCUAAUCCGAGAACAAGCUCGAAUGUUUCUUCGGAAAGAGGUCAGGGAUGGGAAGACAACCAACUUUUGGGAUGAUUGUUGGACAGAUUUAGGACCCUUCAUUACUCUUGCUGGAGACGAAGGACCCCGGCUACUUAGGAUCAAUCCUGCCUCCUCGGUUGCAAAUGCUGUUACGGAUGGGACUUGGCGCUUACCGGGUGCUAGAUCAGAAGCAAUUCAGAUGAUCCAGAUUAAAUUGGCAGCAACAGAACCACCGAAUGACUCAAAGGGACAUGAUGUUUCGCUUUGGAAGCAGGGUACAGAUGAUUAUAAGGCGAUGUUCUCCACAUCGCGAACAUGGGAACAAAUCCGACAGAGGACACCACAAGUGGAUUGGUUCAGGAUUUUCAAGCAAAAGUCCAGAACGAUCCAGGUUAUGCGAGCCAAGCUUGACCGCAACAUGCGCACGUUAUUGUUGUCCAUACAGUUAAAGAGCAACCCGACUUCAAGCAGUCUCCUAGAGGAUUAG